GACAAGUUUUUAAAGAGUUGUGUGAGGGAGAAACUGCCUUUCUGUUGCUUCCUUGCUGUAUUCUCAUUGUUUGCAGUGGCAAUACGCGUAUUAAAGGAGAGUCUUGCGACAGCGAACUCUACUCUUUUUAAGAGGGCGUUGUUUACAACGUCGUAAACUCAGUUACGAGUCCUUAAGGAAGCAGAAGUUCGAAGCAAACGUGGAUAUGAAUUGUCAUAUCCUGUUGAUAACUUCUAAUGGGUUUCUCAGAGAAGAUUGUACGUCAGGCCAGUGUAAUGUAGACGCGCCCUGGAGCUGACAGAAGACAUUUGUUAAGCAAUGGGCAGUAAAUGAAAAUAAGGAGCGUUUAUCGUUCCAGUAGUUAGUGAUGAUCCGGUUAAAAUACGCUGUGAUUUUCUAUCUUUGUUUUAUACUACUAAUAUUUUUAACAGCUUUACAGUUAUUCUUGGUGGGUUUUCACGACGUACGGAAGUCCACUGAGAAAGAAUAUGUUCAAUUGGACAACAGCGUACCGAGGAUCAGUCUGCAUGAUGUUAAAGAUCCGAUUGUACUCUGGUGGACACCAUUCACCGGAGACUUAGGAUCUGUUAAACAGUGUGGAAACAAACGAUGCUUCUUCACACAAGACAGGAGGUUUCAGAACCAUCCAUUAACAAAGGCAUUUGUUUUCUACGGUUCCCGUUUUGAUAUGUUUGAUCUUCCGUUACCACGUAAUUGGGAGGAAUACAGUUGGGCUUUAUUUCACGAAGAAUCUCCAAAAAAUAUUCCUGCUUUUUCACAUUCAAAGGCACUUUCACUAUUUAAUAUUACUGCCACAUUUAGCAGGCACAGUCACUUUCCUUUGACUUUUCAGUACUUAAAAGAUUUGGAUGUCUUGACUGGUACAAAAUACUACUUGCCUGUAGAACUCAAAGAUGUGCUACUAGAUAAUCUCGCCCCAGUUGUGUAUGUCCAUUCAGACUGCAGCACACCACUUGAACGUGACACAUAUGUUGCAGAACUGAUGAAAUACAUUAAAGUAGAUUCGUAUGGUGCCUGCUUACAGAACAAAAAGCUGCCAGAAUAUCUUUCAGAGCCUAUCACUGGGAUGGAUGCAGAAGAUUUUUUUCACAUAUUGGCUCAGUACAAAUUUACCUUAGCAUUUGAAAAUGCAGUUUGUGAAGAUUACAUAACAGAAAAGUUGUGGAGAACGCUUAUAGUUGGCUCUGUACCUGUGUAUAUGGGAUCACCUUCUGUAAUGGAUUGGUUGCCAAACAACAAUUCUGCCAUACUAGUAGAAAACUUCAGUUCUCCAAAAGAACUAGCAGAUUACUUGAAAGAAGUAAACAGAGACAGAAAGAAGUAUGAAGAAUUUCUCCAACAUAAAAUAGGCCCUAAAGGACGGAGAAUUACAAACAAAAAACUUCAAGAAGCAAUGACGGAGCGGGAAUGGGGUAUCGAUGGCGAUUUUGAGAAAACGAAUAUGGUGGAUGCAUUUGAAUGUUUUGUAUGUGAAAAUAUGGAUAAAGAACCACCACUGCCACCAGUAGACAUACAUCACUACUACUGUCCACGUCCUAUUUCUCCUCUUACAAAACAAGAAAAUAAGAGCAACUUCUGGCUGGAGCAGUGGUACAGCGGCAGAUGUGAAGCUGAAAUACUGCGCAAUUAUAUAGACAGCGAUGUAAUUCACUUUACAAACGAUGAGUUUAAUGACAAAAUGGAUCAAAUGUUUUUUGAUAAAAUUUGUUGAACAAAAAUCUUUGUGGUGUAAUACUCUAUCAUUUUAAUGUCAAUUUUUAUCACUAUUGUGCCACCAUCUGUGGCCUCCCAUUCUCAGAUUAAUCUGUCAUUUCUACAAUAAUUCAUUUGCAAUAUAGUGAGGGUGGGGAAGACACACCAGCAGUUAGCUAACAAACAUUGAGGAUUAAGGAGGGUUAUUAAGUACUCAGGUUUUUAAUGACAGGGCAUAGAAAAUGGUUUUUCAUGCAGUUCAUAUAAUAUAAGACAAUGUGUGGGCUGCUGUUUACUUCAGUUCUAAAGUGAAUGCCAUCACAAUUGAAAAUCAUGAAUAAGCCUUUUUUUUAAAUUCAAUUCCUGGCCUUUUUCUACAUCUGAUAUUAAACGAAUUCCUCAAACACAGAAAAACCAUCAAUAGUAACAUUUAUUGUGACACACUCUGUAGCCUAUAAAGAGUAAAUGGCCUGGGCUGUUCAGACGGAGUGAUUCUACUCCACGAUAACAUGUGUUAACGCAUCUCAAAGAUGAAAAAGUGUUAUGGUAAAAUUGAAGUGGGAGCAACUUGAGUGUCUUCCCUACAGCCAGGACAUGUCACCCUGUGGCUUCCAUGUGUUUGGUCGACUAAGAAAAAACAUCUCAAAGAGAAGUGUUUCAACUAGGAGGGUGACCUGAAAGACACAGUGGACGACUGGCUCCUGUCCCAGCCACAGGAAUUCAGAGAACAGGGAAUUCCUUGGUCCGUGAAACAGUGGGAUAGUUGUGAUCAGGCCUUUGAUGAUUACAUUAAAAUAAAGACUUCAAUGACACCCACAGUGGUUUUCAUACCUUUUCUUGUGAACAACCCUCGUAUAUCUGGAGAACACCUUUGUUGUGUUGUCACAGGCAUACAAAUCUGAAACACUUCAAAAUGGAGCUUGACCACCUGUACUUUCCAAAAGGUAUCAAGAAUAUCUGUGAUACCUAUUUACUGAUAAUUUGCAAUUUAACUCUUGUAUAAGGUCCUGCAGUAUAAUCUGCCAGGAUUUCAGCUAUAUUUGGCAUCACUUUUAAGCUUCCCUAAUAUAAUUUAUACCCUAGAGUGUAAAUUUCCUUUGUGGGACAAUUUAGUACUAUUAUUUAUAGCACCUUUUCAAUUAGCUCCUCAAAUGGCACCAGAAUAUAGUUAACUUUUCAGUUUUGCAUACAUGGGAAAAGACUGAAGGAGAAAUUGUGGGGAAAAUUUAACACUUGAGUCAGUCCCUUCAUACCACUCAGUGUUUAUAAUCAGGAGAGUUAAUACAAAGGGAUAUAUGUAAAUAAUUGGACUUUAUGUGGGAUAAUUUGUUGUCAAAUUCAAGCAGAAUUUUACUCAAACAUGUGGGUCCUGCACCAGAUAAAACCAACUGGCAGUUCUGAAUGUAUAAAAAGGGCAGCACAAAUAGUUAAGAGGUUGACUCAUAGGAGAGCUUCAAGGAAAUGAUAGGCAAAUGCUUAAAGAUAGACACUAACUGAAGCAUCAAAUCCAAUGUACAAAGUACAGAAAUCUUGGAGUAUACUACAAUGUGUACGUUUUGCUGUGAUCGGGACCGCAAAGAGGCUAUGUACAGCUUGUUUAAAUAAUCUUUCUUCCUGUGUGUCUUACACAAAUGGAAUGGAAAAAAAAAAAAAAAAACCUU
Molecule: messenger RNA, 3374 nt
Organism: Schistocerca nitens (vagrant locust)
Lineage: Eukaryota; Metazoa; Arthropoda; Insecta; Orthoptera; Acrididae
Product: alpha-(1,3)-fucosyltransferase 10-like
Exons: 7
Coding region: 368-1732 (454 amino acids)
Cellular component (GO): membrane
Molecular function (GO): alpha-(1->3)-fucosyltransferase activity
Source: RefSeq, a predicted model, not a curated record